AUAAACGUAAAAACCGUAGAAAUGACAAAUCAACCCAACCUAAACAUGGCGUCCGAAGGGGAUGAAAUCACCGAUCAAGAAAAAGUCCGAAUAGUUUCAGAUUUCAUUCUUCAUUCACCUCCUGGAGAAUUCAAUGAAGUGUUUAAUGACGUGCGGAAACUGCUGGAUAAUGAUGAUUUACUCAAAGAAGGUGCAAGUGGGGCAUUUGCCCAGUACAACAAGGAUCAACUAACUCCUGUUCGAAUUGAUAAUUCGGAAAGUUUGGUGCUCAUUACUGAAUACAACGACUUAGGAAACAAUAGGUUUUUCGAUCCCCGUUCUAAACAAUCCUUUAAGUAUGACCAUUUACGCAAAGAAGCCUCAGAGUACCAACCCUACACACCCGAUGCAGCAACUGAACCUUGGAGAGCUGCAUUGGAUGCAGAAUUUAUUGAGUACACUAAAAAUCACUACAAAGAUGGUGUAUGCAGUGUUAUAGCUCGAAAUCAAAAUGGAAAUAUUGUUUUAACUGCCUGUAUUGAGGACCAUCAGUUCCAACCUAAAAACUAUUGGAAUGGACGGUGGCGUUCAGAAUGGAAUGUUGUCCUCGAUGGUAAUUCUGCAGACAUUCAGGGUGUCCUCAGAGUCCAAGUACAUUAUUAUGAAGAGGGAAAUGUUCAACUUGUCAGUUCGAAAGAGAUUAAAGAAACUGUUUCUGUAUCUAAUGAAGUACAAACAGCUAAAGACAUAGUUCAGAUUAUUGAAAAUGCAGAGAACCUAUAUCAAACAGCUAUAUCAGAGAAUUAUCAGACCAUGUCAGACACUACCUUUAAAGCUUUGAGGAGACUCCUACCAGUUACCCGCACAAAAAUAGAUUGGAAUAAAAUAGUAUCUUAUAGCAUUGGCAAAGAGUUGAAAACGCAAUGACUGUUAUAUUCUUGGAAAAAAUCUUUUUUUGUUAUGGCUUAGGAGUGUUCUGUAAAUAAGAGGUCAGACUUGUUGAGUUUCUUUACAACGGGGGAUAGAACAAGCUUGUCAUGAAUAGAUAAUUCUUGCUUUUCUUUAAGUAAAUUGAAACUUUCAUUUCCAUCAUUUUACGUAAGUUGAUUAAAAAAUGUUCUUGAAGAGAUUGUUAUUGUGAAAAAUGAAACAUAAAUGUUAAAUCAAUGUCUACCCCUGUAGGUAAUGUGCAAUAAGGCACAUAAUAACUGCGUACUAUUUUAUCUGCUUUUGUAAUAUUUUAUACAUUAUUAUUUCCCCAUUUCUGAACUUUUUCGAUUUUGUAUCAUUUUAUACAUUACCCACUAUUUUGUAUGAAUUUUCAUAGGCCAGACUUAUUUUCGCCCUUAGUUUGUUGCUCUUGAAAAUUAAAUAAUUUAUAUCUUGUUAGAAUUGACCAUUGUAUGGGUUAUUUUUAAAUAAGAAUAAAAGAUAAUAUAAUUUUUAUUUUA
Coccinella septempunctata (seven-spotted ladybird) is the source of this 1430-nucleotide messenger RNA. RefSeq names its product F-actin-capping protein subunit alpha (gene cpa). Gene Ontology annotation, molecular function: actin filament binding. The transcript has a single exon. Gene Ontology annotation, cellular component: F-actin capping protein complex; actin cortical patch. Bases 22 to 906 code for a protein of 294 amino acids. The record is from RefSeq and is a predicted model, not a curated record. NCBI's taxonomy places the organism in Eukaryota, Metazoa, Arthropoda, Insecta, Coleoptera, Coccinellidae. Gene Ontology annotation, biological process: actin cytoskeleton organization; barbed-end actin filament capping.